UUUCACACCUCAUACUCUACUCACGGCACACACACACACAGCAGCAGCAACACAGCACACACUGCUGGCUAUACUUGACUGUACUAUCCGUAUAGACAUUUAUUACGUUCAUCUCCACCCAGUCCGCAAAGUCUUUAACUGGGAAAAUUUCUUUUUGGAAAAAAGAAAUAUUUCUACAGUGUGGAAAUUCAUUUUUGGGCUACUGUAGUUACCGGCGAACUAAUGUUUAAGUAACUCAAUUAAUCAGUUCAGAAGAGCCGGUGUGUUGGCUGUCUAAUUUCGUGCGUCCGCCCCUGUUUUUAUCGUCGGUCAUUUAACUGUUUUCAUUGGUCAGAUUUUGCGGUGCUUCAAAGUUCGACAAUUUGGGUGGUGAGACAGCAGUGCAUGCGGUUCGGCGGAUGUUUGUUAGUGCUGAUAGUAAUCGACGAGUCAGAGAUUUUUGUUGAUUCUUCUUGAAUUUGAUGUGCACGCCGUGACACUUUCAGCGCCAGCAGCGAUGAUUCAUAUGAAUUUCCGGUUGAUUCAAUGGGUUGCUGUCACCCUCUUCAUUUACCAGCUGCCUCGUGGAGUAGAGGGGAUCCAAUUGCUGCAAGUUUCGGUGCCCAGCGUGAUCCAGGCCGGAGAAGGAGCGGCCCUGCUCUGCGACGUCGACAUGGAGAACGAGCGACUCUACUCCGUCAAAUGGUACAGGGGUGACGAAGUGGAGUCGGUCGAGUUCUUCCGAUUCGUCCCCAGAGAAACGCCGCAAUUAAUCGUUUACAAUUUGCCCGGCAUCAACGUUAACAAAACCUUGUCAGAUUGGCAACGCGUUUACCUGUCGCGGGUGAGUUUGGCCAGCACUGGUAACUACAGAUGUGAGGUGUCUGCUGAAGGCCCCAGUUUCUCCUCCGUCAGCGGCAGUGGUCACAUGGAGGUGGUAGUACUUCCUAAAAAGAAACCGACCAUAACAGGAGGGAAGAAUAGUUACAAAGCCGGUGAUUUAGUCGACGUCAACUGCACUUCGGCCGCCUCGAAACCGGCAGCCAACAUCCGUUGGUACAUAAACGACGAGAGGAAGCCUAAUGCCAAUUAUAUUCGGCAAUACAAAUCCGUGUCUGGCGAUGACGGCUUAGAGACGACGACGCUCGGCUUAACCUUCGAAGUUCACGAAUCGCAUCUGCAAAACGAGGGGAAACUGACGCUGCGCUGUGUCACUUCCGUCAAUUCCUUUCCGUCGGACAACUCUCACCACAACAACAACCAGUACCACAGCAACAGCAAUAAUAAUCCGCCGCCGGCAGCUUCCACCGCGUCGCUGGGCGGCUACGAGACGAACGACGGCGGGAGGACCAGCCCGCCCGAACACUUCUACAACCCGUUGAUCAUCGAAACAAUGUCAAUGAGUUCGGAAGUUCGAUUUGAAGCGUCUAGUGGAUCCAUCUCGUCAAUUCCUUUCCGCCCACGGUGGAUGGGCCCGAUUUGUGUGCUGGUGGCAGCCGUGGCCAACGGAAUCCUUCGUCUCCCUAGGUCCUUGUUGUAGAAGAUCUCCUCUCCCCUCAACUUCUAUGUGUGUAUAACCGCGUCAUAAACAGCACGUGUCUCAUGAAAACUUUCUCAAGAAAAAACCCUCCUCCCCCCCACCAAAAAAACACAAAAAAAAACACAAGAAAUUCUGUAUUGUUUUCGGCAUAUUCUGCUUGAUGGUUGGCCCCGAAUCUCUCACACACACAUACAUCUACUUUAGUAACCCAAAAAUGCAUCUCCGCUGUUCACUAAUAUAUAGACACCAUCUCAUUCACUGUCGUCUACUAUAUACGUAUAUAUACCCACCACACACUCUAUAUAUUGCAUUCCGUUGCAUUCACAGUUUCAUCCUGUUCAUGAUCCGUCUCUAUAUACCCUUCUCUCUCAUUCUUUGCCGUUUUCUCUCAUCUAUUACUUGCUCUCUCUCGUCUCUCUAUCGUCUCUGCUCUCUUGUAUAUGUAGUUGUGUUGUAUCUAUGUCUAUCUCCUUAAAUCUGUACAUAUACAGUUCUGAUCCUCCGCAACUUUGCUUCCCAAUUGAUAUCUAAUCUCCGGAAUGAUGAUACCGUACCUAUACGACUGCUGCUGAUGGAUGCUGAAGGGCGGCGUGUGAAUUUCAGCUGGCGGCAAACACGCGCCGUGUGCACGUCUCCUCGUCUCGUCUCGCCGCUAUUGCUCGGAUGAAAUGUUAUAUAAUACCAGAGAGAGAGCGAGAGAGAGAGAGAGAGAAUAACCAGAUAAUCAUUCGCCCAAAUUGCGACAGAAAUUUUCUCCAAAUUUCAGAGUUUAAUUCGCCCUUCUAAUAAAUAUCUCCGCCCCCUUACAACCAAUUUUUUUGUUUUUGUUUUCAAGAAUCUCCUUUACAUAUGCAUUUCCUUCUCGUUUUUAUUAAAACUGCACUCAUCGCAUUGGUAUAAUUAACACACGAAGCAAACAUUUUGUCGCGGCCUGUUUCGCAUUUAAUUGAGUACCCGGCUGCUAAAUAUUGAAUAUCUGUGUUGUUAGUGGUUAGUGGAUUAUAUAACCCCUUUUAAAAUAAGUAUUUCGUUCGUAUACAAGCAAUUCGUAUGAUGAGAGUGCAUGGUGAUGUGCGAGAUGCAAUAUAGGAUGUUACUUUGA
Molecule: messenger RNA, 2621 nt
Organism: Daphnia pulicaria
Lineage: Eukaryota; Metazoa; Arthropoda; Branchiopoda; Diplostraca; Daphniidae
Exons: 8
Coding region: 497-1519 (340 amino acids)
Source: RefSeq, a predicted model, not a curated record